AUGUUGAGCACAUUGAUCCAUCAGCAUUUUAAGGUGCGGACAUCGGUACAUUUCCAUCGGCCACGCACACUGAAAUUGCCUCGAACACCACGUUAUCCGCGAAAAUCGGUGCCAAAACGUGACAAGCUUGAUGCGUACGCAAUCAUCAAACAUCCACUUACAACGGAAUCGGCGAUGAAGAAGAUUGAAGAUACGAACACGCUGGUCUUUAUCGUUGAUAUCAAAUCGAAUAAACCACAAAUACGAUUGGCGGUCAAGAAGCUGUACAACAUUGAUGUGCAAAAGGUGAAUACGCUGAUCACGCCAAAUCAUGAAAAGAAAGCAUAUGUGCGUUUGGCACCCGACUACGAUGCGCUGGACGUUGCAAAUAAAAUUGGCAUUAUCUGA
Molecule: messenger RNA, 387 nt
Organism: Gongylonema pulchrum
Lineage: Eukaryota; Metazoa; Nematoda; Chromadorea; Rhabditida; Gongylonematidae
Source: the annotation of a GenBank genome assembly